AUGAACAAGGUGGCAUUGCAGGUGCGGCGGCACCCUGUGCUGCCGUUGCUGUUGCCGCCGAUGCUGUUGCUGCUGCUGCUCCGCUUGCCCGAAACGGGUUCUUUUUCAUUUAAACCUGGCCCCUUUUGCAGCCAGGGAGGAGAAGCCCUUGGAGGUGCCCUCCGUCCUUCGUUCCAGAAGGCCCCGUCGCAUCCUGCAGCACAGAGAGGGCCGCCGAGUUGCCGGACGAGGGCACCUUGGGUGGAACUGCACAGAAAUAUUUUGCCAUCUUGUGCAAGCUGGACGCCAGUGCCAGUGAGGACAGCCACAAGCACACUGGCAGUUCCAUCAGAUACAGGUGCAACUGCAGCACUGCAUGACGACAUAGGGGAUGCAGCUCUUGCGUCUCCAGCAGCAAAGGCGGCGUCCGAGAUCGAAGCCGCCUACUCGGAAGUAGUCGCUGCUGCAACAAGCUCUCUAUCAGCUGAUCCCUUGAACAAGAGCAGUACGAGCAGCUACCAAUGCAACGACAGUUGUGCCACCAGUGCUGGCGCUUCCCCUUGGUGGACUGCUUCUAGAUUCGAAGCAGUUGAAGAAGCCCGUGCCUCAUUUUUGACUAAAGUAGCGGAUGCUUUUAGUCUUAAGAGUGCGGCUGAUGCUAGGGGUGUAGUAUAUGUACACCAUGGGAACAGCUGGGGAGGUGCGAAGCUGCUAGUAGACCGCCAGCUGUUGCUGCGGCUCCGGGGAGAGCAGCAAAAAGGCAGCUGGUCUCUUCACUUCCUGGGAACUGGGGCUAUGCAGGCGUCGGCAACUCGGGGAACCUCUUGCAUUUUAUUUUCUCGUGGGGAUGGAUCCGCCUGGCUGUUUGACUGCGGAGGGGGGCCUUCUCCAACCCACGCUGCUUCUGCCUGUCGUAGGACUCCAGCAGCAACAGGUGUGGCAGCAGCUGCAGCCGGUGCCAUAGGGGAUCGUAGCAGCAGGCUUAAGCAGGCAGUGGCUGUUGCUAUUGCUGAGGAAGCCAUUACGAGGGCAAGCCCAGAUGUUGCUGCUGCGCUACAGCAGCAUCACCAGCAGGAGACAAGGAAGAGACGCAUGGGCGUGGUUCAGCGGGUGUUCGUGACACAUCUCCACGGGGACCACUGCCUAGGCCUCCCUUCUUUUCUGUCCCAAAUUGCGCAAGACCCAGAGGGGGGACCAAGACACAUAGAAAUUGUAGGGCCCGAGGGAAUCCGCACCCUUCUUCGCUGCAUUCUGCAUGGCACCAGUGCACGUCGACUCCCGUCCUUCUCAGUCGUGGAGCUGCGGGGUGUCCCCCACCUCCACCACAGGCGAUCCCGGGCCAUCCGCCUGCCCUUUUUGCCUUCGGCCCCGUCAGAGAUAAUGGGGAGGCGGGACAUUGAGCCGAAUGCCGAUGGCAGUUAUGUGGCCUUUGAAGACUCUGAGAUAGUCGUCACGGCUGCGCCUAUACGGCACCUUGUUCCUUGUGUUGGAUACGUGGUGACUGAGAAGAAGUCUCGCCACCGUCUGCGAGCCGACGUUAUCGACCCCCUCAUUGAAAAGAACUCGCAUCGCCUGAAAGACCCUUAUGAGUGGCCACAGCUGCGGGGGGAGCCCAAGGUUGUGUACAAGCUCCUGUCUGAACUGAAAGCUGGAGAGGUUUUCACAUUUCCAGACGGGACCAAAGUAGGGCAUUCCGAUGUAUUUCUCGAGGCCCCCCAGCCAAGAAAGAUAUGCUUUGCAUUCGACACUUGUGACGCCUCCCGGAUGCUUCCCUUCGCCCAAGGCGCUGACAUCCUUGUACACGAGGCGACAAUGAGUGGUGUGAAAGGGACAUCGUGCAAAUCCGAUCCCUAUUCCGAUGAGCUGCUUCCGUUGGCACACGCAAAGUCGGACAAGAGAGAAAGCCUGCAUUGUGGGUAUGGCGAGGGUAGAGGGCGUUGCGCCAAAGACCUCAUGGGCUCCCAAGUCCAAGCUGCAAGCGAAGCGGCAUUCGAGAGAGGACACUCCUCCGCAGCCAUGGCGGGAAGUAGCAUCGGUUAUAGUGUCCGUUGUAUCCGCAGCUUUGCAUUUCGCGCCGGCGCCGCCCGGUUAGUGCUGACACACUUUUCACAAAGGUACCGGGGGGACUCUGCUCUGCGUAGUGUUCUUGCAAUGGAACGCGUCGAAGAGGAGGCUAGACGGGCCUACGAAAUAGAACGGGAGCUGCACGAGGCUCCCGAUGGGCCUGCUUUAAAGGUGACCGCUGCAUGGGACGGACUCGAAUUGGUGCUACCUCAGCGUGUUCACUCGCGUGCUGAGUACUCCCGAGACACGUAG
Messenger RNA from Eimeria maxima, 2295 nucleotides. RefSeq lists its product as hypothetical. Gene Ontology annotation, molecular function: 3'-tRNA processing endoribonuclease activity. Gene Ontology annotation, cellular component: nucleus. The coding region runs from base 1 to 2295 and encodes 764 amino acids. The record is from RefSeq and is a predicted model, not a curated record. NCBI's taxonomy places the organism in Eukaryota, Apicomplexa, Conoidasida, Eucoccidiorida, Eimeriidae. The transcript has 11 exons.